This is a messenger RNA of Dermacentor silvarum, 1955 nucleotides long. RefSeq names its product tachykinin-like peptides receptor 86C. NCBI's taxonomy places the organism in Eukaryota, Metazoa, Arthropoda, Arachnida, Ixodida, Ixodidae. Gene Ontology annotation, biological process: G protein-coupled receptor signaling pathway. Gene Ontology annotation, cellular component: plasma membrane. Gene Ontology annotation, molecular function: tachykinin receptor activity. The transcript has 5 exons. The record is from RefSeq and is a predicted model, not a curated record. The coding region runs from base 43 to 1221 and encodes 392 amino acids.
GGCUCCGCGAAUCCCAGCGGCCAGUGAGGCAGAGCACGGGGCAUGGCGAACGAGUCUCAGUGGCUGCCGGACGCGCCCGUGGUCGAAGUUGGCGGCCAGCGUCAGUGGGUGCUGGCGUGGUGGACACAGCUGCUGUACGCGCUGCUCUUCGGCUCAGUGGUGGCCGUCGCGGUGGUCGGCAACGCUCUGGUCGUGUGGGCCGUGCUAGCGCACCGCAGCAUGCGCACCACGACCAACUGCUUCCUGGUGAACCUGUCGCUGGCGGACGCGAUGACGGCCACCUUCAACGCCGUAUUUAACCUGGUGUACAUGCUGGAAAGCCACUGGGCCUUCGGGCUGCCCUACUGCGUCUUCAGCAACUUCCUGGCCAACCUGACCCUCGCUUCAUCGUCCUUCACCAUAACCGCCAUGAGCGUUGACAGGUACUUCGCCAUCGUGCGACCCCUGUGCGGCCGUCCCCGGCGUCGCCGAUCCGUGGUAACGUUGUGCGCCGUGUGGUCGGGCUCGGCUCUGCUGUCGCUGCCCACGCUGCUCUAUUCUCGCACGCGGUCGUACCGCUACGGGGACCACAGCGUGCGUACCGUCUGCCUUCUUGUGUGGCCCGACGGCCGCCUGCAUGGCUCUUUCGCCGACUACGUGUACAACAUCCUCUUCUUGGUGCUGACGUACGCAGUCCCAGUUGCCACGAUGGUUGUUACCUACUCGCGGAUGAGCUGGGUUCUUUGGGGAAGCCGCUGCAUAGGGGAGUUCACCGAACACCAGCAGCUUGCUUUACGCAACAAACAAAAGGUGGUGAAGAUGUUGAUGACCGUGGUCAUCUUGUUUACGGUCUCAUGGCUGCCGUACCACGCUUACUUCAUCUACCUGUUCCACCACCCGGGUGCCGCCUACGCGGACUGCAUCCAGCACGUCUACCUGGCCAUGUACUGGCUUGCCAUGGCACAUACCACGUACAACCCCAUCGUGUACUAUUGCAUGAACCAGAGGUUCAAGCGGUACUUCAGGCGCUUCCUGUGCUUCUGCGUGCGUUCACUGGAGCCGGGAGACGAGCGCCAGUACAGCCUCGCACACAGCCGGUGCAGUGUCGCCAGCAGGACUCGAAGCCUCCAGCAGGGUACCAAGACGAAAUCAGGAGACGCGACCACCGUGAACCACGUUCGCAUCUGUCGUAGCGUGCCAUUAUCGAUACCGACAACGGAAUGUACCAGUGUCCACAUGUAAAUGAAAGCAGCGACUUCAGACGCUGAAAAACAAGCUUCAGUACAGAACCGAGAACGCUAUAUACUUCAAGCCGUCCUGAUAGCUAUCGUGCUGUGCGUCUACAUCAAUUAUCAAAGUUUCAGCUAUACGGCUGCACCUAAACUAUGUACUACCUACGUUUUUUCACUAAAAGAAGUAUCCAAAGAAAUAUCCACUUUGCGUCAGAAGACAGAAUACAGCGGCACCCGAACCAACAGCUGCCGACCUCAUUGAAACGUUCUUCAUGCAGUACCGUCCUUCCACGCACUUUUCGUAGUAUACUUACGCAUAAAUUAUGUGGGGAUGAUACAAAAUCUGGAGGAUAUUGUUCGAAUUGUAUACAGAAAUCAUACGGAACUGUGCGACUUCAUUACGAAAUGCUUCAACAGGGAGUGUGGUCGAAGAAAUCUUUUGGUAAAAAUAGUUUAUUUGCACCAUGUACAGUGUAAACGCAUAAUCGCACAGUAUAAACUACUACACCAAACAAUACUCUGGAUUUCCUGGACCCAUGUUCAACAACGCUUUGAACGAUAGAGUAUUUCGUCAGGCCAGGCAUCGCUCAAUCGAAGUGGGAAACGUAAUAUGGUGAAGGUGGCCGGCCCAUGACAAAUGGUUCUAGUGAACCAAGAUAUUUGUGAAUUUCACCGCUGACUACUGUCAAAUAAUUUCUUAUAGAAUAAACACUUUUGGCUCGUGUGGAGAACUGGGGCAUGGGG